GUAACACCGUGCGACGCACGUGUGUGCUGAGAAGCUGGAACAAUGGCCACCGAGAAGCUUCAGUUCCACGAAAUGGGCCUUGACGACCGCCUUUUAAAGGCGGUGGCUGAUCUGGGUUGGUCCCAGCCCACCUUGAUCCAGGAGAAGGCCAUCCCUCUGGCUCUGGAAGGAAAAGACCUGCUGGCACGGGCCCGGACCGGUUCUGGGAAGACGGCUGCUUACGCCGUGCCUGUCAUCCAGCGCGUCCUGGCCUCCAAGCAGAGCGUUCGCGAGCAGGACGUGCGGGCUCUGAUCCUGGUGCCCUCCAGGGAACUGGGCCAGCAAGUCCAGGCUAUGAUGAGGCAGCUGACGGCGUACUGCUCCAGGGACGUCCGCGUGGCCGAUAUCGCCGGCAAAGCCGACGUGUCUGCGCAGAGGCCCAUCCUGAUGGAGAAGCCCGACGUGGUGGUGGGCACGCCGUCCCGCGUGCUGGCCCACCUCAACGCGCACAACCUGCUGCUGCACACGUCGCUGGAGAUGCUGGUGGUGGACGAGGCCGACCUGCUCUUCUCCUUCGGCUUUGAGGACGACCUGAAGAAUCUGCUGUGCCACCUGCCAAAGAUCUACCAGUCCUUCCUCAUGUCAGCCACCCUCAGUGAGGAUGUUCAGGCCUUAAAGGAACUUCUGCUGCACAAUCCCGUGACUCUGAAGCUGCAAGGCUCCCAGCUGCCAGACAGCAGCCAGCUGCAGCAGUUCAGCGUCCAGUGCGAGGAGGAGGACAAGUUCCUGGUGAUCUACACGUUGCUCAAGCUGCGGCUGGUGCAGGGCAAGACGCUCAUCUUCGUGGGAGCCCUGGACCGAUGCUACCGCCUCAAGCUCUUCCUGGAGCAGUUCAGCAUUCCCGCAUGCGUGCUCAACUCCGAGCUGCCCGUCCAGUCCAGGUGUCACAUCAUCACGCAGUUCAAUCAGGGUUUCUACGACUACAUCAUCGCCACGGACGAGCACAGGCUGGCCGACCCCGCCGCCGCAUCGCAGGCUGCGGGAAAAGGCAAGAAGAACAAAGCGCGAAAGUCUAAAGAGAAGGAAUACAGCGCCUCCAGAGGCGUGGACUUCCAAAAUGUCGACAACGUCAUUAACUUUGAUUUCCCCGUCACCGUGGAGUCGUACAUCCAUCGAGUGGGAAGGACAGCAAGAGCCGACAACCCGGGCACGGCCUUGUCCUUCGUCGCUCACACGGAAACCGCUUUUCUCUCUGAGGUUGAGGAGGCGCUGACUGGAGAUAAAGCCGAAUCUUCCCUGAAACCCUACCAGUUUAAGAUGGAGGCCAUUGAGGGCUUCAGGUACAGAUGCAGGGAUGCGAUGCGAUCGGUCACCAAGCAGGCGGUGAGAGAAGCCAGAUUGAAGGAGAUCAAGCAGGAACUGCUUAACUCGGAGAAGCUGAAGACAUAUUUUGAAGACAACCCGAGAGACCUGCAGCUGCUCAGGCACGACCAAGACCUUCACCCUGCCGUCAUCAAACCUCACCUGAAGAACGUCCCUGAAUACCUCAUUCCUUAUGCUCUGAGAGGUGUCGUCAACCCUCUGUCCAAUCACAGGAGGAGGAAGAGGCCAACCCAAAAGCUCAAACCACACGGAGUCGCCAAAAGCAGCUUCAAGGGAACGAACCCUCUGAGGAGUUUCCGCUACGCAAAAAAGACGGCGAACAAAAAGCCGAGCCAUUCAAAAUGAAUUUAGAUAUAAAGUGAUUCAAAAAUGACUUAUGUUGGCUUCCACUUCCACUCAAAAAAGGCAGAAAAACAUUCAAACGUUGCAUAAUUUCUCAUGUAUAUUUCCAUUCAUAAUAAAAUAUCUAUGUAUCCCAAAAUGAAUUUGCUCUUAAUGUUUUUAU
Messenger RNA from Phycodurus eques (leafy seadragon), 1867 nucleotides. RefSeq names its product DEAD (Asp-Glu-Ala-Asp) box helicase 56 (gene ddx56). Gene Ontology annotation, molecular function: RNA helicase activity; ATP binding; nucleic acid binding. NCBI's taxonomy places the organism in Eukaryota, Metazoa, Chordata, Actinopteri, Syngnathiformes, Syngnathidae. The transcript has 14 exons. Gene Ontology annotation, cellular component: nucleolus. Bases 43 to 1707 code for a protein of 554 amino acids. The record is from RefSeq and is a predicted model, not a curated record.